AUGGCCGCUUUGUCGCGCGCUCUUGACUGGAGCUUUGAGGAGGUAACCGUCUUCCUCAUGGAAGUACGAAACGAAGUCAAGAACAGGAUGAUUCAUGGAUACACCCGAACUUACUGCAUCAUCGGGCGCAAACCGGAGAAGGGGGGCACGAGGACGAUGUAUCAGAAACCUUGGGCCUUAUGA
This is a messenger RNA of Colletotrichum tamarilloi, 183 nucleotides long. RefSeq names its product methyltransferase domain-containing protein. The transcript is spliced from 2 exons. Lineage: Eukaryota; Fungi; Ascomycota; Sordariomycetes; Glomerellales; Glomerellaceae. Bases 1 to 183 code for a protein of 60 amino acids. The record is from RefSeq and is a predicted model, not a curated record.